AAGAAGGAGAAAAGCACCGAAAACACACGAAGUAGAAAGCGGCUGUUGAACCUCGUGAAGCGGGAAUUGACAGCUCACUAACAUGGACUGGGGUCACAGUGAGCUGCCGUCUCCUGUGGUUCGAGAUGACGAGGUGACAGUUGCCGCCCGCAGGAGGAGAAAGAAGGUGGCCUUCCCAUCACUGGGCAGUGGUAGUCCUGUUUCUACGGUAACACCAGCCCGCCCUCUGCUGAGGGCCACUCCUGCUUCACUGUUCAGACAGGCUGUCACUCCCAGAGUUCCUGAUGUUUCCGCCAUUUUGCCUCCAGGAGGUCGAACACCUCGAUACACACACACACCCAGGAAUGCAGCCGGCAGUUUGAAUCUGGACGACAGCGACUGGACUAACAGCUUGUACCCGUCUCCUCUGUCUGGAGUGGAAAACACCAGCUUCUUCACCGAUGACAUCACCAACCUGAGCUCAGCUCUGCUGAAGGAGGACGAUCCAGGAGAAGCUGCGGCUGCCAGUCUCUUCCCAGAGUUCCUGGCGUCUUUCCUGAAGCAUGCGUCCUCCGCGGUGUUUGAACUGCUGGAGGAUUUUCAGACUCUGUGUCAGGACAAGGUGGACGUGCUGCAGUCUGUCGUCCUCAGAGCAGGUCAGAACAGUAAGACAGCAGGGGUUCGCUGGCUGCUGCAGCAGGAGAACAACACCUGGAGACUCAUCACCUCCCUUUACAGGGACCGGGUCCAGUUGGCGUUGGAAGAUGACAUCAUGGCAGACUUGACUGUUCCAAGUGAGAGUGAGAAGGUCGUGGUGGAGCAGCUUUUUCAGCGUGAUGCCGUCAUUCGACAGAGUCAGCUGGUCGUUGAUUGGCUGGAGUGCAUCGCCAAGGAUCAUAUAGCAGAUUUUUCUGACAACAUAGAAUAUUACGCCAAAAACGUCUGCUGGGAGAACACACUUCAUGCUCUGAAGAUGAGGAGGAAGAGCGGAACUGCCUUCACUGUCCCUCUGGUCACUGAACUGGACCCGGAUGCUCCUCUGCGGCAGCAGCGCCCCCUGGCUGACCUGGACAGAGAGGACGACGCACGGCUGCUGAAGAAUCUGUUCACACUGAUCAGAGCAGGAAUGACUGAGGAGGCUCAGAGACUGUGUAAACGCUGUGGUCAGGCCUGGAGAGCUGCCACUCUGGAAGGAUGGAAACUGUACCAUGAUCCCAACAUGAACUCAGGCAGUUUAGAGCUGCAACCUGUGGAGGGAAACCCUCAGAGAGGCAUCUGGAAAGCCUGCUGCUGGAGAAUGGCUGAGGAGGAGCAGUUGAACAGAUAUGAGAGAGCGAUCUACGCCAGCCUGAGUGGGAACAUCAAACCGCUGCUGGCAGUGUGUGAGUCGUGGGAGGACAGUGUGUGGGCUUAUUUCAGGGUCAUGGUCGACUCGCUGGUGGAAAAGGAUCUGAUGUCGUCGGGGAUGACCCACCAGGAGGUGGAGACGCUGCCGAGAGAAUACCUGGAGGCCAAUUGGACGAUGGAGAAAGUGUUUGAGGAGCUUCAAGCUUCAGAAUCUAAGAGAGUGUUGGAGGAGACCAGAGAACAUUACCACGUCAUCCAGAAGUUCAUCGUUCUUGGAGACCUGGACGGUCUGAUGGAGGAGUUCUGUGAUUGGCUGAAGGCCUCUAAGCCCCUCCCCUCUCACCUGCUGCGCUUCAUGACUCACCUGGUUCUGUUUUUUAGAUCUUUGGGUUUUGCUCUGAAGGAGGACGUGUGUGUGGACGUGUUAAAGUCCUACGUCUCCCUCCUGGUCCGGGACCAGCAGACCGACCUGGUGGCCAGUUACGUGGGUCAGUUACCGUCUGAAGUGUCCACGGCUCAGUACGCCACUUUUCUGGAGACGGUCACUCAGACGGAGCUCCGCCCACACUGCCUGCAGCUCGCCACGGAAGCCGGUCUGGAUGUGGCUGCGAUAACAAAGCUGGUGGUGGAGACGGUGAGAGAGCGAGACGACCCGGAGUUCACUCACCACAACCACACGCUGGAGACGGCGACGACACCGGACGACCAGAAGAAGAUCGAUAUCAUCGACUGGCUGCUCUUUGACCCCGCCCACCGCGCCGAGGCCCUGAAGCAGUCUAACGCCAUCAUGAGGAAGUUUCUGGCUUUACAGAAACAUGACGCGGCGAAGGCCGUGUUCUCUAAAGUUCCAGAAGAUUCCAUGAAGGAGGUUUGUUGUCAGUGGGCGGGCGUCGGUCAGCACACUUUACCUGCCGAGGACGAGAACGCCAUCAGAGAACACCUGUGCAUCAGAGCUUACCUGGAAGCUCAUGAGGCAUUCACUGACUGGUUCAGCCACAGUAGCUCCGCCCCCCAGAAGCCGCCGCCCGCCCCCGAGGCCAAAUUCACAGAGAGAGUAGCCAAUGAGAUGAGAGAGAAGGAAUACCAGGUGUCUCUGGGGGCGUGGUCAUGUCGUCUGGACGUCCUGACCGAAGACGUGAAAGAGAGAAUCUACAAUGUGCUGUUGUUCGUAGACGGAGGUUGGAUGGUCGACAACAGACAGGAUUCCGAGCAGGAUUCCGAUCGUAGCCAUCAGAUGGCAGCGCUGCGUUCCCUGUGUCUGCCUCGCCUAAGCUUCCUGUUGCUCAGCGUGCUGCAGAACUCGUCCAGACACCAGGAGGCGCUGCGGCUCGCUGACAUCAUCUCAUCUGACCAGCAUCGCCUCUACCAGGUUUUCUCUAAAGACGAGCUGAGGAGGUUCCUGCUGAAACUGAGAGAGUCGUCACUCGCUCUGUUGGACCGAGGACUCGACCCACUGGGCUACGAGCUGCAGCCGUGACCACGCACGCACGCACACACACACGCACGCACACACACACACAGUGUCUGUCAUUUUGAAUUCUCCUCAUGUCUUUUUGGUAAAUAAAAACCUGUUUCUUGAACUGAA
Molecule: messenger RNA, 2911 nt
Organism: Solea senegalensis (Senegalese sole)
Lineage: Eukaryota; Metazoa; Chordata; Actinopteri; Pleuronectiformes; Soleidae
Gene: nup107
Product: nucleoporin 107
Exons: 27
Coding region: 83-2803 (906 amino acids)
Biological process (GO): mRNA export from nucleus; regulation of DNA-templated transcription; protein import into nucleus
Cellular component (GO): nuclear pore; nuclear pore outer ring
Molecular function (GO): structural constituent of nuclear pore
Source: RefSeq, a predicted model, not a curated record